AUGGCUAACUGUAUACCUCUUGUUUUCUUAAGCGUCUUGUGUUUGUCGAUCACUGCUAAGACACAUGUGCAAAGUUCUCUUUACCGAGAUUACAAAACGAAACAUGGAAAAUUCAAAUCAAAUCAAAACCAAAGCCUCUUAGUCACACUAACAAAGUCGCACUUUCUGGAAGAUGCAUUGGAGUGUUCAUUCCACUGUAUUGGGGAUUCCAAAUGUUUGUCAUAUAAUAUAGCAAAAUCUCCAGACUCUAAUGGCAUCUAUAUAUGUGAGGUGCUGGCCACGGACAAGUACAGAGCUAAAGACAGACUUCAAGCGAAUUCUAGCUUCCAUCAUUUUAGCCCCAUGUCGCCAUGUGAGAGCUCGCCCUGUCAGAAUAGCGGAACAUGUAUUCCUGACUAUGAAGGAAAUUCUUAUUCCUGCAAUUGCCCAUCACAUGUCACUGGACAGCAUUGUGAAACACCCAAACCCUGCAAUUUCGACUUUGAAAAUGGGAUAGGUGGCUGGAUAAGGAGCGGUACAGCUUUUAAUAAUCAGCCGACAUACGGCGAUAACCCUACGGCGCGCUUGAGAGAGUCUGCAAACCAACAGGGCAACUGGUGGAUUGGAACAUUUGAAAAUCGUCCAUCUAUUGAUACACCCGCGGGACACGCUCAAGACGAUGCUCCUCAGGGAUAUCUCACUUCCCCGUCCUUUAAGAUCAACGGAAAAAGUGUUGACUUUCUUGUCGGUGGAGGUUGUGACAUUAACAUAGUUCGAGUAGAACUAGUUGUCGGGAUUCAGGUUGUCAAAACUGUCACUGGUACUUGCUCUGAGACCAUGAACCGUGCGACUUGGGAUAUUGAGCAAUUUAUUGGUCAAAUUGCACAUGUCAGACUUGUUGACGCUGGCUCCUCGGCCUGGCAUCACAUCAAUUUCGAUGAUCUUAAAGGAGACAUUAGCUGUGAAUAAUAACUCAUGAUCUGUCCAGUCAGAUAUUAAAU
Pocillopora verrucosa is the source of this 980-nucleotide messenger RNA. NCBI's taxonomy places the organism in Eukaryota, Metazoa, Cnidaria, Anthozoa, Scleractinia, Pocilloporidae. The record is from RefSeq and is a predicted model, not a curated record.